Molecule: messenger RNA, 1469 nt
Organism: Botrytis porri
Lineage: Eukaryota; Fungi; Ascomycota; Leotiomycetes; Helotiales; Sclerotiniaceae
Exons: 3
Coding region: 889-1464 (191 amino acids)
Cellular component (GO): membrane
Molecular function (GO): signaling receptor activity
Source: RefSeq, a predicted model, not a curated record
UUCCAACAUUUUUCUUAUAGUUUGGGAAGUUUAGUAUGAUUAUUUGUUCUCUUAAUAGAUCUUAGAUUCUUGAGUUCUUGAGUGAAUAGACUAGUGUUUUACUCUUCAUAUAUACCGCCGGUACUUCUGAGACGUUUCCAAAUGUGGGAUUAUUUCGGAUGAUUGAAAGUUAAUUAAGAUAUUCUAUAUCUUCAAUAUUCUAUAUCUCCAAUAUUCUAUAUCUUCAAUUCAUUCUUAAGAAAGUCGAGACUUAUUUUAUAUACAUUUCACCUACUUUUCAACCGUAUUCAAACAUACUUUACAACGCAAGCGCUCUUACCAUUACAAGGCAUCGUCAUAACACAAGCGCUUUCAUCAUAAUUCCUUCCAACAUCAUUUUCAUAUGAACUUCAUUUAAUACAUUAAUUUCUCUUUUCCCUUGCAAAUUUCAUCCUCAUUCAUCUCAUCUCGAACGAAUACGUUUUCACGAUAUGAUGGAAAAAUCAAAAGUUUCGGAUUCAGCAAUACCUGACUUACGACAAUUGGAUUGUGAGAAACUACCUACUUCUUUACGACAAUCAGAAUCUAAAAAACCACCUACUCCACUCAUUUGUCGAAAAGAUUCAACCUCAACUACUCAUAAAGGUUUAAUUACAUAUGAUGAUCUCCCAUCAUGGCAUCAAGAUAAUCCUUCAAUCUUUACCUCCUAUCGACCCAUCACUCACUCACUUCGAGAUUCUCUCAAAACCUUCUUCACACUCCAUAACGAAACUUUAAAUAUUCAUACUCACUCUAUUCCUUUUUUAAUAUGUUUCCUCCUCACCGGACUCAUUUUCUACAUCUUUUCAAUAUAUUUUCCUGAAAGUCCAUUGGUGGAUCGAUUUAUUUUUCUAUUUUUUUCUGACCACAAUGAUUUGUAUGGGGUUUAGUAUGGCUUAUCAUACUUUGAUGAAUCAUUCGAAAGGGGUGGCGGAGAUUUGGUUAAAGUUGGAUUUUUUGGGGAUCGUGGUUGCGACGUUGGGGGAUUUUGUGACGGGGAUUUAUGUGGCUUUUUAUUGUGAGUGGAAGUUACAGGUUGGAUAUUGGGUUAUGAUAAUAACUCUCACUUCCAUAACCCUCAUUCUUCUACUACAUCCACAUUUUCAAGGUCUUCGUUGGCGUACCUUUCGUGUAUGUAUUUUUAUAGGAACAGGAUGUUCGGCUUUCGCACCUAUUAUUCACGCCAUUGUUUAUUUUGGUUGGAAUCAAGUUGUUGUUGGAUCCGGUAUGCCUUGGUAUCUUGGAGAAGGAGGGUUUCUUGUUCUGGGGGCGAUGGUUUAUAGUUUACGUAUACCAGAAUGUUACUUCCCCGGUAAAUUCGAUAUAAUAGGUCAUUCACAUCAAAUUUUUCAUAUUUUAGUGGUGGCAGCAUCAAUAAUGCAUUUGGUGGGGUUAUUAAAAGCAUAUGAACAUGAGUAUUAUUAUCCGAGAUGUGCGAUGAGGUAAUUUGU